This is a messenger RNA of Gadus macrocephalus (Pacific cod), 2612 nucleotides long. It is a transcript of the gene eme2, whose product is annotated as probable crossover junction endonuclease EME2. Gene Ontology annotation, biological process: double-strand break repair; replication fork processing; resolution of meiotic recombination intermediates. The coding region runs from base 80 to 1408 and encodes 442 amino acids. Gene Ontology annotation, molecular function: DNA binding; nuclease activity. The record is from RefSeq and is a predicted model, not a curated record. Gene Ontology annotation, cellular component: Holliday junction resolvase complex; nucleus. Lineage: Eukaryota; Metazoa; Chordata; Actinopteri; Gadiformes; Gadidae. The transcript is spliced from 8 exons.
GACGCGUGGGGCGGUGCGCCAGAAGAAGCCGGAAAUAUAAUGGCAUGAAUUCAUUCCAGCGUACGAACGAGAUGGUGCCAUGUCUGCGGCACUCAGAGCUACAACAUGGGAAAUAUCCGAAUCCGAGGACGAAUGUCACAGUGAAACCAAGACGGAAUCAGUGACCUUCAUAGUAGAAAGCGUUGACACCCAAUGCAGCGACGACACAACAUCACCAACCUUGGCAUCCACAGAUGAACCAAGUCAAGAUCAUAAUCUGUCUCCUCCGCGGGUACCCAGGUCUAAGAGCCCCUGUCCUCCGCUGGGACCAGGGUCGUUGAGCCCCUGUCCCGACCGAAAGCGACGCUCCAGAGAUCACACUGAAGCAGAGCAGCUUAAAGCAAAGCAGAAGAGAGAUGCUAGAGAUGAUCAGAGAGCAGCGAGAGCCAUAGAGAAGGAGGAGAGGAAACGGGAGCAGCAGGGAAGGAAGAAACUGGCAGAGCACAUGAGAAGUUUGAGGCCAGAGAACUGUCUCAAAAGCCUGACUAUAUGCAUAGAUCCAGCGGUUUUACAGCACAAUGGCUCAGACUUCUUGUUGGACCGCCUCUCCACCUCAGGCUGGAGGUUUGUGAUCGACAGCCAAUCCCUUCCCCAGACUAUCUGCUGGACCCGGGAGCUGGCCCAGCCCGGAGAGGACGGUUGUGGUUCGGUGGAAGAGGAUCAAGUGAGCUGGGUUCUGGAUUUGGCCGACUUCAUUGACGUGGUGAUCAGUGUCAAAGAGGUUCUCCGGAGCGAUGAAGGUCCCUCCGGGCGGUCUCUCCUCGCUGGGAUGCUGGAGUUUCUGAAUGGAAACGCCAACAAAGUGGUCACCCUGUUGGUUAUUGGAUCACAGAUGAACAGUGCUUCAGCCUGGAGCGCCCCCAGCCUUCAGGCCCAGAUCGGCAUGGAGGAUCUGGACAUGGAGGAGGUGAUGGUGUACCUCCAGCUCUGCAGGAACGUCUCCGUCUCCUUCUUCCGCGACUGGCAGGCCGUCACAGACCACCUGGUGGGCGUCACGAAAGCCUUGUCCAAACGGCCUUCCAGGCAGCUGGCUGAGCGAGGCGGCCUCCCGUUCUGCGCGGAUGGGCCGUGGGCCAGCGGGGUGCAGGUGAAGAAGGAGGGCGCCGGGCUGCGCCAGGUGUGGAACCGGCAGGUGCAGCAGCUCAAUCGGGUCAGCGUGGCCGUAGCGACAGCUGUGACGGCUUCCUACCCCUCCCCCCAUCUCCUGCUGCAGGCCUAUGGGAGUUUGGAAUCAGUGGAGCAGCGGAGGAAGCUAUUGGCUCCACUCUCCGUGACUUCCGAGGGAAGAGAAAGAAGAGUUGGACCCGAUAUCUCAUCCAGAAUCUACCGCUGUCUCUCGGAGCCAAACCCGGAGAUGGGUCUGGACUAGGCGGAUUCCUUCUGGCCUGAAUGAACGCUUUGAAAUCCAUGUCAACAAAAACUUCAGGCUACCUAAGGCCUACAAGAUGGCGGCUACCAAAGCAAGCUAACAUUUACAAUCUAGCUAAUGUUUAAGGGCUAGCUUAUGUCUAUAAGAUAUGUUAUAUUUCGAACUAGCUAAUAUUUUGAAUCUAUAUAAGCUCUUAUCUACAUAAGAGCCAAUGUUUCAAAGCUAGCCAAUGUCUAAUCUACAUGAUUUCUAAUGUUUGGAAGCUAGCUAACGAUUUAGCUAAUGUUAUUGUUCUUGAUGUUGCCUACUGAGCUAUCAUGCUGAAUAACAUCAACCUGAAAGCACUUUAUUACACCUUCAGAGUGACGUGAUGAGUUUAUAUUUUGUACAUGUAUUAUAUACAUAGAUGUUUAUAAUAUAAAAAAAUUACUGUUCCGUUUGUGAUUUUCUUUUAAUUGUAAGGAUUAAUGGACAUGCAUUCAUAUACAUUUGAAGAAAUCAAUCAUUCAGGUUGUGCGGGAAUAGGUAAUGUUUAAUUUUAUGAGUUUCCUCAGUACAAAGUAAGAAAAUAUACAUUCAUUCACAUUUCAAAGCAUUAAAAUCACAAUGGCUGUUUAUACCUUAACUACUGUAGAUUGCAUAAAAAUAAUGAAAUUCUAAUAUCUACAGAAUCCAUUACACAAAACCAGACUUCUUGGAAGCCGAUCCAUGAGAAAAACAUUGAAAGUGGCUUGUUGUCAGAUCAUAAACCGACAACCACAUCAAGCCUUCCACCAUUGGUGUAGGUUAUAGAAUUCGUUUGUGUAAGCUUUCUUCUUUUUUUAAGUUAAGCUAAAAACAAUCUUGGCAUUUAAGGUUUGGUGAAACAGCCGUUUCACCACAGGUGAUGCUGUUGUAGACCUGAGCCAUUCAUAGUGUUGCACUACUCUGUCCCAUGCAACGUUGCUGUUUCUCCUUCAUUCACAAAUGUCUUUGAUGGGCAGUGGGCACACAAACAUGAUAUGGAUAUGAAGCCAUGCGUGUAUUGGCUAAAUGGCGACUCUUUGUUCACUACUUUUCCACAGUAGCAGAGGCCAAUAAGCCAGCAUAGUUAAUGAAAAGGCCAACUGUUCUAACAGCAGUAAAGUAAAGUAUAUUUUCUGCUGACCUUCAAGUUAGAACGGUAGAUGUGUUUUAUUUGAUCACAAUAUGAUAUGAACACAAA